Molecule: messenger RNA, 1116 nt
Organism: Triticum aestivum (bread wheat)
Lineage: Eukaryota; Viridiplantae; Streptophyta; Magnoliopsida; Poales; Poaceae
Product: mitochondrial carrier protein CoAc2-like
Exons: 8
Coding region: 118-1116 (332 amino acids)
Biological process (GO): transmembrane transport
Source: RefSeq, a predicted model, not a curated record
UUCGUCUCUCUCCGCUCCUGCGCUUCCACACAAUUCGCGCGCGCCUCCGCUCUCCUCCCGCCAUCGCUCCGGCGAGGAGUGAGGGCGGGCGCGACGACCCAGGCGGCGGCGGUUGUGAUGGAGGAAGCGGAAAGAGGCGGCUGGGCGGUGCCGCUCGCCGUGCCGGAGCUCAUCGCUGGCGGGGUCGCCGGUGGCGUUGCCAAGUGCGCCGUCGCGCCGCUCGAGCGCGUCAAGAUCCUCCUACAGACUAGUAGGGCGGAAUUCCGUGGGUCUGGAUUGGUUGGAUCGUUUCGGACAAUCUAUCGGACAGAAGGUCCCUUCGGGUUUUACAGGGGCAAUGGUGCCAGCGUUGCUAGGAUUGUUCCUUAUGCAGCUUUGCAUUACAUGGCAUACGAAGAGUAUCACCGAUGGAUCAUUCUUGGUUUUCCUAAUGUUCAACAAGGGCCUGUUCUUGAUCUAGUGGCUGGAUCAAUAGCUGGGGGAACAGCAGUCGUGUCCACAUAUCCGCUUGAUCUGGUUCGCACGAAGUUGGCUUAUCAGGUCAAAGGUGCAGUGAACCUCAGUUUAAGAGAAUCUAAGCCCUCCGAACAGGUUUACAAAGGGAUCCUUGAUUGUUUGAAAAUAAUAUACAGGCAAAAUGGCUUGAAAGGCCUAUACCGUGGCAUGGCUCCAUCAUUAUAUGGAAUCUUUCCUUAUUCCGGUCUUAAAUUCUAUUUCUAUGAGAAGAUGAAGACUCAUGUUCCUGAAGAGCACAGAAGAGAUAUUAUACCAAAACUUGCUUGUGGGUCAGUUGCUGGUUUGUUAGGACAGACAAUAACGUAUCCCCUUGAUGUUGUUAGGCGGCAAAUGCAGGUUCAGGCGCUCUCAUCGUCCAACCUCGUGAAGGGGAAAGAAACAUUUGGAAGCCUUGCUAUGAUAAAACAUCAAGGUUGGAAGCAACUGUUUUCAGGACUAUCUAUCAACUAUUUGAAGGUUGUCCCAUCGGCAGCCCUAGGGCUUACUGUGUACGAUUCCAUGAGGGAUUGGCUUAAUGUUCCAUCUAGAGAGCAAGUGCCUGUGGUUGUCCCUGUGUUAUCAGAAGACGGAAGUGAUGCUGCCCCUGUUUACUCCAGUUAG